This is a messenger RNA of Saccoglossus kowalevskii, 1263 nucleotides long. RefSeq names its product thiamine pyrophosphokinase 1-like. NCBI's taxonomy places the organism in Eukaryota, Metazoa, Hemichordata, Enteropneusta, Harrimaniidae. Gene Ontology annotation, molecular function: ATP binding; thiamine diphosphokinase activity; thiamine binding. Gene Ontology annotation, biological process: thiamine diphosphate biosynthetic process; thiamine metabolic process. The record is from RefSeq and is a predicted model, not a curated record.
GACAUGCGAUAAGAGAGCAAGGAGUGAGUUACCCAGUUACGUCUGAGGAUGCGGACGAAAAACUUGUGAAAUUCGUCUGCUUGUUUGAGCACAUAUAGUAGGCAGUAGGUUGUACAACUGGUAGUAUCAAAAAAAGCUUUCCAGUACGAGCUGUAUGAAUGGCGGAACGGUCAGAGUACAAACGUACAACUUGGAAGCCAUGCAGUUUGUCUUCACGGUCUAACCAAGAGCAAGAUGUGCGGAUUGCAUUACUCGUUUUAAACUACACAGAUCUUGUUUGGAAGAAGCUAGAAAAAUUAUGGAAUAUGGCUGAGGUGAAAGCUUGUGUGGAUGGGGGUGCCAAUCAACUUUAUGAGUGUGCUCAAAAAGAAGCAUACAAGUUCAUUCCUGAUAUUAUCGCUGGUGAUAUGGACUCACUGAAAGAUAAAGUGAAGGACUUCUACAUUGAGAGAGGUAGUGUUAUGGUAAACACUCCGGAUCAAAAUGAAACUGACUUCACUAAAUGUAUUCGGAUUAUUAUUGAGAAUAUUAAGGACCAAAAUUUGAAGGUUGAUUGUAUUGUUGUAGUGAGUGCUUUUGGUGGAAGACUAGACCACACAUUUGCCAAUAUCAACACACUGUAUCUGGCUUCAGAGCUUACUCAUUUACCAGUGUAUCUGAUGGGAGAAGAGAAUAUAGCUUUUCUCUUACAAUCUGGAGAACAUGUUAUAGAAGUAAACGAUGUUAAUCAUCAUUCCUGGUGUGGGUUGCUGCCUGUAGGACGUCCUUGUCGUAGUGUCACAACAUGUGGUCUUAAAUGGAAUCUCAACAAAAGUGAGAUGGAGUUUGGAGGUUUGAUCAGUACAUCCAACACCUUGGAUCCAGCUAGUAAUGGAAUAGUUACCAUAGAAACAGAUGACUCACUUCUUUGGUGUAUGAUGUUUGCGUAAAUAGUUUACUCAAUGGCAAAUAGUAGUGUCACAUGUGAUCAUGUCGUAACUGAAAUCAUAAGAUUAGUUGAUGUGCUUCCUACCUCAUAUAUGCUGCAUACACUUUGUUUGUAUAGACUUUUUUAAUUAUGACUUUUACAAAUGUAUUUAUUGAAGAUGUUUUCGUGUAUGUCCCUCUCGUAUAUACAUUUUGAAGUAUUCUUAUGUUGCAAUUAUGCACAUUAGUCCCCGUCCGGAUGCGGUGACCUCUGUGCAUGUGUGCAUGCCCUAUAUCUUAGACAUGCCUGGACCAAUUACAUUAAAGAUUCACAUGUACAUCGUACAUGAUAUUAUA